Molecule: messenger RNA, 1461 nt
Organism: Chrysochloris asiatica (Cape golden mole)
Lineage: Eukaryota; Metazoa; Chordata; Mammalia; Afrosoricida; Chrysochloridae
Product: saoe class I histocompatibility antigen, A alpha chain-like
Exons: 9
Coding region: 1-1461 (486 amino acids)
Biological process (GO): positive regulation of T cell mediated cytotoxicity; antigen processing and presentation of endogenous peptide antigen via MHC class I via ER pathway, TAP-independent; antigen processing and presentation of endogenous peptide antigen via MHC class Ib
Cellular component (GO): external side of plasma membrane
Molecular function (GO): peptide antigen binding; signaling receptor binding
Source: RefSeq, a predicted model, not a curated record
AUGGGGCCCCGGGCCCUCCUCCUGCUGCUCUCGGGGACCUUGGUUCUGACCCAGACACAGGCAGGCCCGCACUCCAUGAGGUAUUUCCUCUCCGCCAUGUCCCCGCCGGGCCGAGGGGAGCCCCGCUUCAUCACCGUCGGCUACGUGGACGACACGCAGUUCGUGCGGUUCGACAGCGACGCCCCGAAUCCGAGGAUGGAGCCGCGGGCGCCCUGGGUGGAGCGGGAGGGGCCGGAGUAUUGGGAGCUGGAGACACAGAUCGCAAAGCGCACUGCCCAGUUUUACCGAGCGGGCCUGGAGAACCUGCGCAGCUACUACAACCAGAGCGAGGACGGGUCUCACACCAUCCAGAGAAUGUAUGGCUGUGACCUGGGUCCCGACGGGCGCCUCCUCCGUGGGUAUGAGCAGUUUGCCUAUGAUGGCCGUGAUUACUUCGCUCUGAACGAGGACCUGCGCUCCUGGACCGCAGCUGACAAGGUCGCUCAUAUCACCAAGCGCAAGUGGCAGGACAGCGAUGAGGCUGAGAGAACAAGAGCCUACCUGGAGGGCCCCUGUGUGGAGUGGCUCCAAAGAUACCUGGAGAAUGGAAAGGAGACACUGCAGCGCUCAGAUCCCCCAAAGACACAUGUGACUCACCACCACAACUCUGACCACAAGGUCACACUGAAGUGCUGGGCGCUGGGCUUCUACCCUGCGGAGAUCACUCUGACCUGGCAGCGGGAUGGGGAGGAUCAGACCCAGGACAUGGAGCUCGUGGAGACCAGGCCUUCAGGGGACGGAACCUUCCAGAAGUGGGUGGCCUUGAAUAGUCCCCCUGGAGAAGAGCAGAGAUACACGUGCCAUGUGCAACAUGAGGGGCUGCCUGAACCCCUCACCCUGAGAUGGGAACCUUCCCAGCCCACUAUCCCUACCAUAGGAGUCAUCAUUGGCCUGAUUGUCUGUGGAAUCUUGGUCCUUGUAAUUGUGGUGGCUGGAGCUGUGAUCUGGAGGAAGAAGAGCUCAGGUGGAAAAGGAGGCAGCUAUGUUCAAGCUGCAGGCAAUGACAGUAACCAGGGCUCCGAUGUGUUUCUCAUAGCCUCUAAAGGUAAGACCCUGGAGAGAUGGGACUGCAGCAUCUCCAGCAGUGAUAUAACUUCCUGUUCCUCUGAGCUGCAGUGUCUCCCUUCUUUAUCUAAAAGCAGAAUGUCUGGCUCUCACACCACCACUGCUGUGGACUCCGGCAGCUAUCUCGCCAGAGUCCUUGAGCUCGCACUCUUUGUCAUCCUCUGUAUCGGAUCACCAGCAUGGCCCAUCAUGUCAGACGCGGCUGUGGACACCAGCUCUGAGAUCACCACCAAGGACUUAAAGGAGAAGAAGGAGGUUGUGCAGGAAACAGAAAAUGGAAGAGAUGCACCCACUAAUGGGACCGCUAACGAGGAAAAUGGGGAAAAGGAGGCUGACAAUGAGGUAGACGAGGAAUAG